Prunus armeniaca (apricot) is the source of this 1785-nucleotide messenger RNA. The record is from the annotation of a GenBank genome assembly. NCBI's taxonomy places the organism in Eukaryota, Viridiplantae, Streptophyta, Magnoliopsida, Rosales, Rosaceae.
AUGAAGGGACCCAAGGGUGUUGGUCGUAAGAGGAGAUCAUCACCCCGCGACGUCGUUUCUUGGAGCACGCUCUUCUGGUGCACCCUCUUCGUCGUCAUCAACUGCGCCCUCUUCUCCGGCUUCAGCUUCUACGCUUUCCGCUUCCUCUUCGGAAAAACGUUUCAACCAGUCCUGGUGCUAACAUGGCUAGCUCCAUCCAACAAACCCAUCUCCCCCACCACCAUUUCAGUUCGAGAAGUCGUUAUGUUUCCAGAUCAGGCGCUCGUUUUCCUAAAUAAUUACCCUCGUAUCGCUCAUGUAUUUACCAAAGACGAUCUCCACUGCGUUUACUUCUCAGCCAACGACUCGUCGCGGUCCCAGCCUCGCUUCAAUCAGCCUCCCAUCAACAUAGAUGGCGGGGAUUUUCAUAAUCAGAUCGUCCGGUGCCCGCGCCCGCCGCGUAGCCUCACCGUUUCGGUAGGCUUGAAACACAACCACGACGUUCCGGCGGUGCCCUCGUACAGCUGGGACUGGCUCGCCUACGACGCCCUCGUCGACCGCGACAACACCACCAUCGUGUUCGUCAAAGGUCUCAACCUUCGGCGCGAAAGAAUUUCCAACACAGCAAAAUUCGAGUGCGUCUACGGCUGGGAUUUCAGAACGACGAGGUAUCUAUUGAGAUCCGACGUCGUAUCGAUCGCCCAGGAGAUCGUACGGUGCAAAACCCCACUGAGUGUGCUGAGUUUCCCGCGUGGGCCCAACAAUACCGUGAAGGUCUCCGUCAGAGUGAAAGGCGUCGGAGCAAAGGGAAUACUAGACACCAUAGCCCGCCCCGCGAUCCGACCCGGACUAGCCAACCCGACCCAUUGGAAGGAGCACGAAAUGUGCUUGUGCUCGAUGGUGCGGAAUCAGGGUCGGUUCUUGAAGGAGUGGGUCAUGUACCACGCCCAAAUGGGGGUGCAGCGUUGGUUCCUGUACGACAACAAUAGCGACGACGACACUGAUGUCGUAAUUGAGUGGCUACGGAGAGCGAAUUACAAUGUGACGAGACACGUGUGGCCUUGGAUCAAGACCCAGGAGGCCGGGUUCGCCCAUUGCGCGUUGCGGGCCCGGGAGACGUGCCAAUGGGUUGGGUUCAUAGACGUGGACGAGUUCUUCCAUUUGCCUUCGGGCCUAGUGCUGCACGAUGUGCUGCGCAAUCAGUCCAAUUAUGACUAUGUCGGCGAGAUCCGGGCCUGGUGCUACAGUUUUGGGCCUUCGGGCCUCAGACGAGUUCCUGUUCAAGGCGUCACGGUGGGGUACACGUGUCGGUUGGCCGCCCCCGAGAGGCACAAGAGUAUUGUUAGGCCCGAGGCAUUGAACUCAACAUUGAUCAAUGUGGUGCACCAUUUUCAUCUUAGGAAUGGGUACGAGCCUGUGAAUGUGGAUAGGGGAGUGUUGGUUAUAAAUCACUACAAGUACCAAGUGUGGGAGGUGUUUAAGGAGAAAUUUUAUAGGAGAGUGGCAACUUACGUGGCAGAUUGGCGGGAGGAACAAAAUGUGGGGUCCAGGGAUCGGGCCCCAGGAUUGGGGACGAGAGCGGUGGAGCCAUGGGAUUGGUCACAUAGAUUUUGUGAGGUUGGGGACACUGGGCUUAGAGAUCGGGUGCUGCAGAGUUUUGUUGAUCCGCAGAGCCGUCUAUUGCCAUGGCAAGAGGAGGAUGGUGAUCGAGUGGUACAAGUGCAACAACAGCAAAAGGUUAUUAAGAGAAGUGUGAUGAUGAUGAGAAAGAUAAGAGCAAGGAGAAAGCAUAGAGUUUUCUUAUGA